Molecule: messenger RNA, 1574 nt
Organism: Schistosoma mattheei
Lineage: Eukaryota; Metazoa; Platyhelminthes; Trematoda; Strigeidida; Schistosomatidae
Source: the annotation of a GenBank genome assembly
AUGAGAAUUAAUCACCCUAAUCGAUCGGAUAAAACUAAUUAUAAUGGUAUUCUACACCGUCCAGUUCAUGGAGAUAAGCUUUAUGGACGUUGGGCUGACGCACAUAUUCGUAUCGCUCUGUUUAUCCAACAUUGUAAAUCAUCUACUCAAGGAUUACAAUCAUCUCCGGUUGUAUCCUCAAUAUUUUCAACAUCUAGAUUACCAAUUCGUCCCAUGGUUAAACGUUUGAGCCUAGGUGUACAUUCCUCUAUGCCUUCUUCCAUGACUAGUGGACCUGUAAAUUAUAAUUCAAGUAAAAUAAAUAUUGAAUCAGUGAAUAACAAUCGAUCAACUCAGCCGCCGCCACUAAGACCUCCUUCUCUUCUUCCUUCACAACUUCAUAAUCCUAUUAAUUCAGUGAACAGUAAUAAUAAUAAUAAUAAUAAUAAUAAUAAUAAUAAUAAUAAUAAUAAUAAUAAUAAUAAUAAUAAUAAUAGUGGUCCUUCAAUUCCUAGUAGCAUAACCUCUGAUAUAUCAUUUUGGGGACAUUUAUUUAAUGAAUUUAUGAAUAAUCUAUCAAAGGAAUUUCUUAAUAGUAUACCAGACUGUAAAGAUACUCAACUAGCAACAUUACAAAACUUUUAUUCUCAAAUGUCACAAAUGAAUAAUUCUGUAUUAAAUGGAGGUUCUUUCCCGAAAUCAACAGAUUUUUCUUUUCUCAAUUCAACAGUAUCAUCUUCAUCUAUGGCUAACAAUAGUAAUAAUAACAAUUGUUCACCAGUUCCAUCAGCAUCAAAUAUUGCCGGCUUCAACUUUCCAUUAAUUACUCAAUCUUUCAAUUCCCUUUCUUCUUCCUCCUGUUCUUCUUCUUCUUCUUCUUCUUCUUCUGCUACUACUACUACUACUACGAGUGUUCGACCAACUGUUCUUCCUUCAUCUCCUGCUCUUAUGAAUUUUUCAUCGUCAACAAAUGUUUUUAAUAAUAACGAUUUAAAACGAAGACGAACUGAUUCUUCUUCAAGUAGCAUGGAUAUUAAUAAUUUGCCAUUUCCAAUGCGUUUUCCUAAUUCCUUUCCUCGACCACCGACUAUUCAUAAUUAUGUGCCUCAUCAGCAUUCUUCCCUUCAUUCUGGAUCAUCAAUACCACCACCUCCAGCACAUUCCGAUAUGAUAAAUGUAGCCGCCGCUGCUAGUUUAUUAAAUGGAUUUCGAUUGCCUGAAACCUUUUUAAAUCAUUUCCCACAUCCUACACAGUUAUCAUCGGUGUCAAGUGGUUCUUCUUUGAAUGAUAGAAAAAACACCAGGUCAUCCAAUACUACUACCGGUACUAUUACGACUUCCAAUAAUUCAUCACAUUUAAUUCCGAUCAAUCCUUGGUGAUUUUAAUCACAUUGUUUGUCUAUUUUUCUCCCGAUCAAUAGUUUAUAACUUGUUUCAAAAUGGUGAUUUUAUUGUUAUUAGCUAAUUCAAUCCUAGUGAAGAGAAGAUAGGUAUGUGAUUAUGAUGAUGUUGAUAGUGUAUGUGUAUGAGUGUGGGGAAGGUAGGUGCAAACAAAAAGGGAUCAGUUUUCAUUUCAAUUCUUCCUUUCAUUUAAU